AUGGAGGAAUUGCGUGGCUUUGUUAAUGACUUUGGGAAGAAACAAAAGAAAAAAUUAGAAAAGGGCUGUCCAUGGAAAAAAAGGUCAAUAUUUUUUGAUUUGCCUUAUUGGGAGCAGAAUACAUGUCGGCACUUGCUGGAUUUAAUGCACAUAGAGAAGAAUGUGUGUGAUAAUAUAAUUGGGACAUUAUUAGACAUUCCUGAAAAGACGAAGGAUCAUGUCAGAGCUCGUUUUGAUUUGCAGCAUAUGGGCAUAAGAAGAGAUCUACACCCAACCAAGUCAGCCGAUGGUCGGCAUUUUACAUUCACUAAAAAAAUAAAAGUUGACAAUUUCCAAGUAUGGAGGUUGUUUGGGGUACCUAUUGGACCGACAGACAAUAUCUUAAAUGAACUUAGUAGUUUUCUGGGUACCCUUGGAAGAAAUCCAAGACGAACACCACUAGAUAAGAAUUGGCAUGACAUUGGGGAAGAAGACAAAGAUAGUUUGUGGGAAUAUGUGAAGGAGAAGUAUUCAAUUGCCGAUUCAGGACGAAAAUGGACCUUGCAAACAAUUAAUAGUGCAUGGAGGCGGUGGAAGUGCUUGUUGAAACGUCAAUGCUUUACUAGUUUGAAAAAUGAUGGAGAAAGAUGGAAAAAUCGCCUCAAGACUGUUCCCAAGGGUCAAUUUAGAGCUUUACUAAAGAUUUGGCAUUCUCAAAAUGCAAGGAAAGCAAGUGAAAAGAAUAAGGAAAGUCGUAACAAUCAAACGCUCUUGCACACAGCGGGUUCAAAAAGUUUCGCAAGAAUUCGCAGAGAUAUGGAAAAGGAAUUGAACCGGCCUCCAACAGAUGCAGAAGUGUUUCUAGAGACUCGUAAAAAGAAGAAAAAAGCACAACCAGAAAAAACACUUGAAAUGAUUGAUACAUUGGAACAGCUAACUCAGGAACAAACUGAAGGAGAAAGUGUAGAUGCAUGGCAUCUAGUCAAUAGAAAAGAGCAUCCUGGACGUGUGCGUCUUCGGGGAAGGGCGAUCACUCAAACCAUGCUAAAAAGCAAUAAGGAGAAGACCAUUGAUCCGUGUGAUCUAGUCCCUGAGUCAAUUGUUCAAGCAAUAACAAAGAAGGUGGUGGCCACUCAACAAGAGGAGAUGAAGAAACAUCAAGAAGCUCAAGCUGCAAGUAUGAUUCAAACAUUUGCAGAGAUGUUGAGUGAAGUAACUGGACGUUCGGUUAGUCCAAGCUUUGUUGAGAGGUUUAAAGCGCGUACUAGACUUCCUGAAGAGGCUGCCAGUGUUCUAGAUCAUGAUAGUGCAUGCUCUUUGCAAACACACAAGAGUUGA
Molecule: messenger RNA, 1317 nt
Organism: Asparagus officinalis (garden asparagus)
Lineage: Eukaryota; Viridiplantae; Streptophyta; Magnoliopsida; Asparagales; Asparagaceae
Exons: 5
Coding region: 1-1317 (438 amino acids)
Source: RefSeq, a predicted model, not a curated record